Molecule: messenger RNA, 4296 nt
Organism: Amphimedon queenslandica
Lineage: Eukaryota; Metazoa; Porifera; Demospongiae; Haplosclerida; Niphatidae
Exons: 12
Coding region: 138-2843 (901 amino acids)
Source: RefSeq, a predicted model, not a curated record
AUUGAGCGUAAGCUGAGGUGAUAACUCGAGCGAUAACAACUUCACAAGGUGUCUUGCAAGAAGCUCCCUCUCAGCCUUCAGAGCACGAGGAACUUUCUUUUUAAUAAAUCAAUAAAGUGUCUUACUUGUCAAAUGCUAUGAAGUGCCUGGGGCUAGCUAUUUCAGCUCUCUUACUCUUUGCUUUAAUCGAUGAGAUUAAUGGAUUUUAUGCCCAGCCUGAUGUGAUUAAUUUCAUUUCUCAUCCGCAAAGUCGCAUUGCUGUUCUUAAUUCCAGUAUCACGUUUCACUGCUCAGUUAACAGGACACAGCUUGAUGCAUCACUGCCUAAUGUGAGCUUGAUCUGGUUUCACAAUGGCGACCUUUUAAAUGAUAGCAAUAACAUCUCCUGCUCAAGUAUCUCUGUUUAUAGUACAGAAUCUGUCGUUACUUCAACUUGCUCAAUCGAAUCAGUUCAAAUCAGUGAUGAGGGCUGGUAUCAGUGUCAUGUGAUUGACGGUACUAACGAUACCUACUGUAGGAACCUUCCUUGUAUCAGUCUAGUUACUGCUAGUAAAACUGCUCAACUAAAAGUAAUUGGUGGAAAAGUGGAUGCCUUGGAUGUUCACUUGACAAGUAAUGUCACCAGUGUAUUACUGGGCUGCUUAGGAUCAGAGUCUACUGAUGCUCUUUUUGACCAACAAAUAGUGUGGAAGAGAAAUGGAGAGCUCAUUAACAAUACUGACAUAGCUGAAAUCCUUCCCUCAAAUAACCUGUUGAUCACAGCAAAUAAUGACACUGUUGUGACAAAUGUUAUUGGUACCUAUGAAUGUUUGGUAUCAUUGCCCAACAAUUCACAUAUCAUAAUUUCACAAACUAAUGUACUCCUUCCACAAGACUAUGGUGACACAAAAAACAAGUCUACGUCACUCUCUCUCACUUUCUCGCCCUCAAAUUUGUUUGUGAACGAGUUCCUCUUACCUCAUGCUUCUCCAGUUGAGCUGGUCUGCUUAGUCACUGGUCUAUACUCUCCUUAUAAUAUAACAUGGACUAUUAACAGCCUUCCUAUUAGUAAUGCUAGUCGUCCAUGGAUUAGCAUGAAUCAAUGGUUGUCUGGUAAUUACUGUUGCCACAUUAGUUAUAAUGGAGAAUUGAGCAGCAGUUGCCAGUCCAUUAAUGUUAUCCAGCCAGAGCCUCCUCUGAUAUCAACAGUAUUUAUUAAUCAAGACACGUCGUCCAUUGAACUUAACUGUAGCUCUCAGUAUCCGGUCGAAUGGCUCCACAAUGGUAACGCUUUGGAUCACAAUGGCACGAGUUUGAAUGUUCCUGUGUCUAAUAAAUCUCUGGAUGAGUUGUAUGGUAUAUAUCAGUGCAAUAAACUCAAUGAGACGAUUGCAAUAUAUCGAGUCCUCCCAUUUGGUUGGACUAAUCCAGUACCUUCAGUCCAUCAUGUUAGUUAUCUACCAGCUAUUAACUUCUCUCUAAUUAUGAACUCUCCUUCCUUCACUGGAGGCCUCAGCAAGGAGGCACUAUCAGCUAAUGUGACGGUUCAAGUCUUUGAUGGUCUUUCAAGUAGUGUCGUCUUUUUGUAUACUCUCACGGAACCUUUUGAAAUGAAUAACCUAAUGACAAUUGGAGGCUUCUAUCGUAUCAAAGUGACAAUUGUUAAUGACAUGAAAGAAAGAAUCAGUGAGACAACAAGCCAUACCUUUACCUUUUGUAAACUCUACGAACCUAUUCCUCCAGUUUUGACUCUAAAUUGUAGCGAAAAGAAUUUCUCCGUCCACUGGAAGGUAUCGAGCUUAGAUCCGUACCCUCUCAAGACUACUAAUUACUUGAAUAUUCAAUGCUACAAUGCAAGUGGCCAAACUGUUUCAAUGAAAAAGGGAUGGUCUCGAUAUUCUACGAAUGGCUAUGCAUCUCUCACUCCUAGUGACAAUACCACCGUCUGUCAUUUUGCUAUGCAUGGAGAGCGAGCACCCGAUUGCACUGGUCCCAGAUCAACUGGAAUCUGUAGCUACGAUGAGUUUAAUAUUGAAUCAUCUACAGUCACACCAUCAUCAUCAUCAUAUGCAAUGAACUCAGUGUUGUAUUCUUCACUUUUGAUUAGCUCCAGUAGUAGCUCUUUUAUUGUUAUAUCUAGCUCUGAACAACCUACUACUACCUCUACUACUUCGCCAGUUACACCAUCAUCAACCCAUACAUUCAUUCAAACUACAUCACACACUCCAACUGCUAGCACUGAACAAACUCCCCCAUCAACAGAGCCUGAUGUCUCCAGUGAUAGGAUAAUCUUCAUCAGCAUAGUAGUAUUUAUGAUAAUAUUUAUUUUGGUAGUGUGUCUGAUCUGCAUUCUGGCUAUUUUGAGGCACAAGAGAUAUAAUAAAAGACAUGAUUUUUUUGAUUAUGAGAACGACAUGCAUCUAGAGCCUACUGAGAUUAUUUCUGCAUCUGAGGCUGAUACUGCUAGUAUAGAAACAGACUACGGGUAUUUAGACUGCACGACAUACAGAUCCAUCAAUGCUGAUUCAAAUGACAAUGAAAGAGCAAGCCCAGAACCAUCUCAAGGUUCACACGUACUGGAUCCUGUGGUACAGGGGAACAACAAUGAUUCUCAUGCAAGCACCAACACUAAUUCGGCUAAAAAUUUCGUUAACGCUGAUUCUAAUAACUCAAAUAUUGAUUCCAUUAAUCAUCCAAGUCACAGGAUACUCAAUACAACCGAAGGCAGUAAUUCAACUUCUGGUUCGAGUGGUUUCACACUUAAUUAUCUCAUUACUGGUGAUAACGGGAUAGAACUGAUUAGUUUCAAGUUUAAGAAGGACAAUGAGUGUAAUAAUGUUGAUAAAAUCUUAAUGACACAAUAAUGAUUGUUCUUUUUUGUACAGCGCAUUUUCAUCACUUAAAAUUUAUUCUUUGUUUUGAUUAUUGCUAUUAUUAUUAUUAUUAUUAAUUUAUUCAUGAAUGUAAUGCGACUCCACAUUUGAAAUUGAGGCAUUUUGGGGGUGUAUAUAGCCUACAGCUAAGAGUGCAAUGCCUUCAGACGAGCUCAAGUUUGAUAUUCAGGAGAAGCCAGCUUGGAGAGUAGGAGGAAAAACAACCAGUAACCUCCUCAAGGAUAUUUUUAUAUGGAGGGACAGCUUUGCAAGGCUCUCUCAGGAAGACCAGGCCUCAUUUCAGGAGGCAUUCCAAGUCUGCAUGAAAAUGGAGUACGUCUUCCACUCGUGCCUCACUGAGUCUCAUGGUACAAGGACAUACGCGGCAACCAAGGAGGUCCUUGAGAGAGUCAUUGGAGCUAGCGGCCGCCUUGGAGGAGAGAAGACCAAAGAGGAAAAGGAGACAGUGAACACUGCAAGAGCUCUGAUGCAGCUGAGCAGUGAGCAUAGUAAAAUGGGAGGGACUGGUAAACUAAGCCUUGAGGUUGUUUGCUCCAUACACAGCGAACUAAUGAAAGAGCUCAGAGCUGAUGCAGGAAGCUUGAGGACCAAAGACGCCUAUAAACGCAUGGACGAUAGUUCCACUCAGUUUUAUCCAAAGCCUGAAAUAGCUCGGGCUCGACUCCUUCAUGUCAUACAGAAUCAUAACAUUCACAUGGACUCGUAUGCUUCCCAGUCAAAGGAUUGGUCCCCGCAGAAUAAAUUUGUCUUUUUGGUCAAGUGUGCUUCCUGGCUGAUGGUCCAAUUCAUGGAAGCGCAUCCUUUCUCUGAGGGUAACGGAAGAAUGGCGUGGCUCCUGGCAAACUACGUCAUCUCACUAUCGAGCCCAUUCCCUCUUCACGUGUACCAGUUCCAGGACUUCACUGCCAUUGAUCGUAUUGCACACUUUAAGGAUGCCAUUGCAACUUAUCGUAAAUCACCAAAAGACGGACCAAAGGAUCUUUGUGCGUUAUUUGUAGAGGGUGCUUGGUCUGUGUGGAGUCGCUGCAUAAAGGCACAAGAAGCCCGUCAGUCUUCAAGCAGCAGCAUAACGAUUGCUGUGCAAAAAAGCAAACAAGAUGAAGCCCAAUCGCAUGUGAAACAGGUGGGCAUUGCUAAAUAUCUAAACGUGAGCGAGGGUGAUGCUGUUUCGUUGGUCUCAGAUAUAAUGGGGAGGGUCAGUGUGGAUGGGUUCCAGCCUCAUCAGUACGCACAGCUGAAAAUGGAUGGAUCUACCGAUCCUGUUAUCUAUGUUAGGGUUUUUCCUUAAAAUCUCAUGAAAUAAAAGGUACACAAAACACAAAAGAAAAGAACAAAAAAAAACAACAAAAUUUUACAUUAGUCCUUACAUUUUUAGGAAACUUAUAAUUUUAUUUAAUGAUAGAAAAUUUGUCUUUUAUAUCAA